AUGUGUUAUUGUGAACUGUUUCCGGGAGAGUGUUCCACUAAAAGCGUUCCCCGAGAGACAUAAUCGGAAGUUCCGUUUUCCGGGUUCAGAAGCGACUGAAAGAAAAGUUUGAUAAGAAGUGGCAUGGUUUAAAACAAAACAAAUGGAAUCGGGUGACUCUGAAGAAGAUGCAUCGCACACUAGGAGAAGUACCAGACAAUCGUCCAAGACAGUUUUAUUUUAUGCAGAUCUUAAACCCAGACCCCCCUUGAAAAGAACCAGAAAAGCGAGGGAAGAUGAUGCGGCAUCCAGAGCUGUCAAUGGAUCCAAAGAGCCCAAGAGCCCCGCAAAGGGAGAUGAUGAUGGUGAAUCCCCUGUUAAGAUCCAAAAGCUUCAAGAAGCAGAGGGUGGAAAGGAGAGUGGCGAUGGAUUUAAUCACACAGACGAAGCAGAUGUGGAAAUGGAUGAGAAUGUAGACCAGGAUGAAGAUAUGAACUCUGAGGAGGAGGCAGAGCAGGACCAUGGGCUCAGUGUGAAACCUGGGCCUGUGAUAGAUGAAAAGCACGCAACCAAUGUAUGGCAAGUAAAUCCGGAAAUAAAGCUGAUUUUGAGGAGCCGAAGAUCCAUUCACCCUAAGACUGUUGACCCUGAGCUAUACAAACCCAAAACGCAAGCAAAUUACAGUUCAAAACCCCCAUUUAAAGAUCUCAGUAGUUUGGCUGCUGUACCUGUUCAACUCGAAUCACUGGAAAACCAGCAAGAGGUCUUGCAAAAGAGGAUAGACAUAAAAUAUCAGGAUCACAAGGAGGAAAAAGCCAGAGAUGCGCUUAGAGUUCCGCUUCUCAGGAGUUCGAACAGGUACCCACCACCAUCUGAACCCCACAGCAUUCAUGGUUACCAAACAAAUAACCUUCUUAUCAGAAAACAACCCCCAUAUCCCAAAACUCAAGAAUUAAAGAAACCAGUCAUCAUCUCAAAAGCAAGUCCAGCUUCCACCUCUAGAGGGCGUGCAUGGUACAUUCGCAAGUCGCUUCAGUGGUCUCUGAUAGUAAUAUUAUUGUUGGCUUUGGGCUUGCUGGGCUAUCAGAAGUUUCAAGACUCCCUUUUGCCUACAACUGAUGAGGUCCAAGCUGCUACACUGGAGAAGUUUGAAUUGGAGCUAGCUGCACUACAGCUCCUUUUUCCCAGUCAGUGCUCAGUGUUCUGGACAAGGAGUAGAAAACAUCUCAAGCGCCACCUGCAGACACUCAACCCCACUGAACCGGUCAGCUUAAUUUUGACCUCUGGCUUUAAGGCUGAAAGGACAUUGGGCUGCCUUGCUCGAAGGUUAGCCGCAGUUUAUUCCACUUCCCUUAAUUCCUCGAUCAUUGAAAUCGAUGGGACCACCAAAACAGCACAAGACAGUGACCAAGUCAAGCUGGACAUUGAUACAGUUCUGAGGGUAGCAUUUGGAGGUAAUAAAUCUGCGGCCGUCAUCCACCGUUUUGAGGAACUACCUCCUGGAUCUACUCUCAUUUUCUAUCGUUACUGUGACCACGAGAAUGCAGCUUACAAGAACGUUUCCUUGGUCUUCACUGUAAUGCUCUCUGUGGAUACAAUAGAGCCAGAGGCCAGUCUGAGUGUUGUGGAAGAUAUGAUAUAUGAGAAAAUAAAAGGCAAGUUUGUCUUAGAAAAGACAGCUCAGUUUAAUCAAAUGGAUGUGGACAAACUGAGCGGCCUCUGGAGCAGAAUUUCUCACCUCAUCCUGCCAGUGGCAGCAGAGGAGAAGUUUGAACAGCAGGGUUGUGAGGGCUAACCUGAUUGGCCUUUACCGAAAACAUGAGAUUGCGUCACUGUAAUGAGCUUUUUUGACUUAAACUGGUCUAGUUAUAAUGGUUUGAUUUGUGGGCCACAUAAGUGUACAGAGAGAAUCUUUAUUCCAAAGAGGUUUUUAAAAGACAAGUGUAUUAAUAUUUGUUUCUAAUGUUUUAAAUUAAAGAAAUGUUUUUGCAUUCGUCUCAGUUUUUGUUCUUUCGGUUGUUUUGUUGUUGUUUUGUUAAUGUAAUAUGUACAUGUUGUGUGUGAAGGUGAACAUUUGAUAAUAUGAUAGUAAUGCAGAGGCAUUUGGCAUGCAACAUAAAUCAGCUUAAUCAUUUUUUCUUCCCAUGUCCAGGUGCGAUUAAUGACUGAUAAGUUUGGCACUGAGUGUUUUUUAAGUUCUCUACUUCUAAGCUUGGCUGCUUUACAAGUCCAAAUUCUGUUUUUGGUUCUUUAUUGUAUCUUUGUGUGACUAAAAAUAUAAAAAUUAAAAGCGAGUCUAUAUUUGUGAAUGAAUUUUCAAUUAAUAGUCCUCUGGUUUGGGCAGUUUUGUCAUAAAUAGAUUAUGUCCACAAGCUCUUUAAUCUUUCUUGAGGGCUUUGAGUGCCAUAAUAAAUGAUAUGGCUUACA
Molecule: messenger RNA, 2406 nt
Organism: Myxocyprinus asiaticus (Chinese sucker)
Lineage: Eukaryota; Metazoa; Chordata; Actinopteri; Cypriniformes; Catostomidae
Product: torsin-1A-interacting protein 2-like
Exons: 8
Coding region: 143-1774 (543 amino acids)
Biological process (GO): membrane organization
Cellular component (GO): membrane
Molecular function (GO): ATPase activator activity
Source: RefSeq, a predicted model, not a curated record